Molecule: messenger RNA, 3631 nt
Organism: Halichondria panicea
Lineage: Eukaryota; Metazoa; Porifera; Demospongiae; Suberitida; Halichondriidae
Exons: 15
Coding region: 96-2072 (658 amino acids)
Biological process (GO): cell communication
Cellular component (GO): membrane
Source: RefSeq, a predicted model, not a curated record
UGCACAUGACAAAAUCCUGGUAACUAUAUGGAUAGAGCUGCUUUCACAGUAGAUAGAUUUAGUGUAUACAGCAGGGGGGAAAAAAUCCAACCAGAAUGAGAGUUUUAAAUCAACUUGUAGAUCUACUGAUAUUGAUCACCUUGCUCAUUUCCACUACUGCUGUUCAGGCUCAAUUCGGAUGCUUCACUGAUCCAGACUGUGCUACUGCUGUUGUGGGGGGACCUUCUUCCAAUGCUGAGGACUGUUGUGUCAAUAAUAAUGCAGGACUGUAUUACAAUGAUGGUGGUCAAUGCUUCCAGUGCAUAGUGUACGGCUUUGGCUCGGACUCCUUCACUAGACCAGAGGCCCAAUUUCCUUAUGAUUUUCCAUUUGGAUACUUCAAGGAUCCAUCUAAUGCACAGCUUAGGGUGGCCAUUGACUACAAUGGGGAAGGAACAGCAUUAGAAGAUGAGUUUGGUAUAAGUCAGAGUGUUGUUUCUCUAACUCUCAACCCUGGCGGAACUACCUCCAUCAUCUUCCAAGCAGACAGAGUGGCAUUGGAACCAGAUGAGACCUUUGUGUUGGAAUUGGCACUGCUUAAUGUGGCCAAUGUUAACCGAGCACUUUUUGAUUCAUCUUUGCCAAAUAUUUUCUUUCGGAGUAGGCAGGAGUUCAUUAUACAGGAUAGUACAGCCCUCGUUUUUCGGCUGAGAGAGAGCGACGAAGUUUUAGAUGAGGAUGAUGGCUUCAUCUUCAUUGAGGUGACAGUGGCCAAUGAGGUAGAAUUGGCCUCCGAUAUCUCACUAAUUCUGACACCCAUGGUCGCUACUGAAGAUUUUAGGCCUCUACCAACUACCAGACCAAUUGCAAGAGCUAACACUAUUCCAGACAGGAUAGAUUUCGUUACUACACCCAUCACACUGAAUUUUAUGGCUGGUGGGGAGAUUCUUUUGGCUGGAGAUGUACUGAUAUACGAUGAUCUGAUUGACGAAGCCUUGGAGUAUUUUGUGGUUACUUUAACUUUUCAUGAUCCAGCUAACGUGCCACCAUUAGCUUCAAUUGAAAGCAAUGGCGGCGAUAUAAUUCGCAUCGACAUUGUAGACAACAAUGAUAUCUUUAUUGGAUUUUCCCUACCAAAUACAACAUAUCCGGAGGUAGAAGCCGAUCACCAAAUUCAAAUUAUUAAAGGAGCAGGCAAUGUCACUGAACAAACCAUCAGCUUUGUAGUUAAUUUGUUCCAAACUGCUCCAGAUGGACUUGGAAAUGCCAUUCUCUCAGCUGACAGAGAGGACAAUGAUUUCUCAUUUCCAUCAUCAACUUUAGAAUCAAUAGAACCAGAGGAGAAUGACGUGUUUGUAGAAGUGACUAUAUUUGCGGACAAACUGCCUAAGGUAACAGAAGCUGCUCAACUCAGACUAAGCCUACCCACUCAGACUGAUGGAAUGUUCCCAGGGUUUGAGACCCUCCCAGAAUACCCUGAAUUCUUCAUCAUUAUUGAAGAUGAUGACCAAGAAAGUUCAAUUGGAGAAUUAACGGUCGGUCUUGGGGUUGAAACUGUACGAGGCACAGCAGAUGGAAAUGACUAUACGGAAAUGACUGGACCCCGUUUUGCCCAUUUUUUAAGCUUUAGUGAUACUAAUCGUCGGAGUUGCUUCAUGGUUGAGAUAACAGAGGACAAUCGUUACGAACUUGAAGAGCAAUUUUCUCUGCAAUUUAUUGCGCUUGAAGGCACUAGUUUACCUGAAAACCUUGUGAUCGAUCCAUCUGGCAGUAACAUCACAAUUUUAGACAAUGAAGAGGUGACUGUUGGUUUCAUCAACCCACCAUACUCUACCAGUGAGGACAAAGGACCAAUCAUAUUCACUGUGGGAGUGACUAGCUAUAGUGGUCAUACAUUGAACAGAGAUAUUGAGUUGUUCUUCUCAACUGCUAACGGUCUGAUAGCAGAUUUUGCUGCUAUGGCUGGUCUGGACUACACUUCGAUUAUCAACAUGCCAAUCAUUCUGAGCGCAGGCAUGCAAAGCAUUCAGAUUCCAGUUGAUGAUCCAAUAAUUGAGAAUAAUGAAAUGUUUCAAGUUACUAAUCAUCAUUAGUGGGGAGAGAGUGUCCCUGAGUCCAGGCACUGCCAAUGCUACCAUCAUCGAGGACGAAGUUAUCUGUCAAGAGUUAGAAUUGCUUGUUAAUGGUCGUAUUGAGUACUCACCUGACACGACGGCUCCAUACCUCGAGGGAACUAACGCUGAGCACAUCUGUUUCCCUGGAUUCGUUCUUAUCGGAAACGUGAUCAGAGUUUGUCAAAGUGACAGCACUUUCGAUGGAUUACCACCAACGUGUCAACGUUUAGAGUGUGAAGAGCUGCUCCCUCCUGGGAAUGGAUCAAUCUUGUAUCACAUUGGCAUCUCUUUCCCGGGAACCAUAGCAAUGUACACGUGUGAGGAUGGGUUCUUCCUAGAUGGGGAUAAUGAGAGGAACUGUACCACUGGAGAGGCAGGAAGUAGAAUGGUGUGGGCGUGGACUGGCCAAGAACCACUAUGUGUCCCUUUGUGUAACGAUCUUCCACCACUCACUAAUGGAAUGAUCAUGUACAAUGUGUCUGAAGGACCACAUAGGACAGUUGCUACGUACAUUUGUGAUGAAGGGUUCCAGCUUCAAGGAGAUGAGAUAAGGACAUGUGAAGAUCGAGUGUGGGCGGAAGCUAGUCCUCUUCAGUGUGCACAAGAAGGUGUGCUGCGAUACGUGAAGAUUAUUGCUCCCUCAAGCUUGUAAUAAUUAUAACAGCAUCACUGCGCUCAGACUUGGGCAUGCAUAUAUUGUACGUCUGAAGCAUGCAUGCAGCAACAAAAUUAAUUGCAAGCUAAGAUAUGAAUUUCAAUUUUAAUCCUUCUAGCAAAACACUUCGUUAAUAUAGGGAACGCGUAUAUGGCUACGUGUAUGUUUUUAGCUCAAACAUAGAUAUAAGAAGGGAGAGGGAUGGGAAACGCUACGUAAAUAGCAUUGACGAUCCACGUUUCGGUCAAUGUUUUCUUCUCUAUUUCCUCCAGCCCAUGCUUUUAGCUAGUACUAGGCUAUAAACUAGCUACUGAGCUCUCAAUCCUCAACCAUCUACAGCAAGGGACGGAGCUUCAGAGGUGCAGUUUGAACUAACACCCUGUGAGGCUUAUGGGCCUGUGACAGUCCCCAUGAACGAUAAUAAUUAAAACCAGUUACUUCGAAUUCAUAUAAUGUACAGGACAUUGAAACAGAUGUAGAUCUAGUUGUGAACUGAUACUUUAUAAUUAUUAUCAUCCAGAAUUAAUUAAGGCUAAGUAAUUUCCUGUACAUGACAAGAUGAAAGUUAAAGCAGUAACUAUGGAGCCAGUACAGUAGGCUUUAACUAGUAGAUGUAGAAUUGCUUCCACAUAUACAGUAGAUCUAGAUCUAGCAGGAGCACAAUCAAAGACAGGAUGGGAGUUUCACAUCAACUCCUAUUGACACUAUUAAUGACAGUGAUCACCUUGCUCACUUCCACUGCUCAGGCCCAAUUCACUGGAUGUUUCACUGAUCCUGGCUGUGCUACUCUUGUUGUGGGGGGACCUUCUUCCAAUGCUGAGGACUGUUGUGUCAAUAAUAAUGCAGGACUGUAUUACAAUCAGGGUGGUCAAUGCUUCCAGUG